AUGUUCAGAAGUAAUCAUUGUGACAACACAACAAGUGAAGAAGUCUGCAGAAUCGAUAAGAAUAAACAAACCUGCACGUUCAACCAUGUGACGAUAAUCACGCUUCAACCUUUACAGCAGCAGACCUGCCUCACCCUCCACAGCCCACAAAUUCUACCGAUGGGAAUGUUAACGAUCAAACCGGAAGGAAUCAAAUUUCGCUGCAACAGAAAAAACGAAUUCUACACACGCGAUCACGAGAUCGUAUCAGAGUCAGUUCACCGCUGCCAUCGCGCAGGCAGUUGCCAUGCAGACAGAUGCCACGAAGUUAAAGAAACGGACAAGCUAAAAGAGUUUUCGGACAUUGCCAACAAUAGUCCGGGCUACACGUCUUGCUCAUCAAGCUGUGGCGUUCUCACCUGUGAUGAUGUUUCUUUUCUGCACUCAGCUGCCUCUUCCACAGACUGUAUGCUGUUCCAACAACAUCGACAGUCUAUACUGUCUUCCGGUGCCCAAGUGAACGCAGAAGUGUCUCUACAAGGAGAAGAUGAAAUAAUCAGUACAACCGUACGCUUGCUCCCAGGACGCACAAGUACAUGGAACAACAUUCAUUUCUCAUUAAUCGGCACGAUUGUUCCACAGCUUCCCAUUCUAUCAUCCACGUUCAUCACGGAUGGUGAACUACAAAGUCACUCUGCUGGGCAGCUGCAAUGUUCGUCGCAUCAAGCUGCAGAACAAUUUGACUGCUACUUUCCUCGUCAUGCAUGUACAUGCACCACUGCUUUGCAUAGCGCCACAUGCACAUGCAGCAAUGGAAAUAUCCGCGAUCGCAUGGCUCCUCAACCACUUCCACAGGCAUCCAAAAACUUCAUCAUUUUUCAGUUCCAACGCCGAUGUCUACUCAAGAGUAAACGUCGAUCAACUAUACAGCUUCGAAUUGUUGCGGAAGACCUCCAAUUAACGGCACUCAAGCGAUCUAUCCGGCUGUUACAGUUGCACUACCGGAGCCUCGCUAACACUAUCCUGCACGAGCGACAACGACGAAGUUCUAGCCCAUAUCGAAUGCGACAAGCACUCCCACGUAAUCAGAUGCACAGAGUCCGGCUAUCUCAACACAAUCUUCUUCAUGUUCGACACUCCAUCAGUCACCACCAACUGCAUCGCCGUCUGCCCCGGAGGGACCGUGAACUUCACGAUCAAAGGAUCGCUGGCUUUCGUCAACGAAAGGACCAUCUCUUCAGAUGUCAGCAUCACGAAAGAGGAGUGGAAAGUGAUCUGUCCUCUAAUAUGAAAUUUUUGGACACCAUUGUAACAGCUGCGGAAGGUGUGGCCUCUUUCUUCAGUGUCUGGGAAUCCUUUGUGUGGCCUCUUUCUUCAGUGUCUGGGAAAUCCUUUUUAUUCUUCUCCCUAUCAUUAUGA
This is a messenger RNA of Cooperia oncophora, 1398 nucleotides long. The record is from the annotation of a GenBank genome assembly. Lineage: Eukaryota; Metazoa; Nematoda; Chromadorea; Rhabditida; Trichostrongylidae.